Gongylonema pulchrum is the source of this 538-nucleotide messenger RNA. Lineage: Eukaryota; Metazoa; Nematoda; Chromadorea; Rhabditida; Gongylonematidae. The record is from the annotation of a GenBank genome assembly.
AACGGUCAAUGAAAACAGUUCAGUGACACUGAGCUGUCCGGUGACUGGAAAACCGGAACCAACAGUUGAGUGGUUCAAAGAUGGUGAACUAUUAGCACCACAUAAUAUCACAUCCAAAAUUCGAACUGGCCAGCUGGAAGGCAAUGAUCUCAAAAUUUCACGCGUUCAGGUGGGAAAUUCUGGACGUUUUACUUGCGAAGCAAAAAAUAAAGCCGGAAUGACGGAGCAAGAUAUUCUACUGUAUGUCAUGACUCCACCGAAAAUAGAACGUGAAGGAGUACCAUCGGAAAUUGGUGCUAAAGCGCGAACGGCACUUACAAUCAACUGUCCCGCAUAUGGUCGGCCGAUGCCUACCGUAACAUGGUUGAAAGCUGGUCGUCCAUUCGACUAUACUCCGAACGUAUAUCUUUCAGCCAACGGCAUGAAACUUCAUUUUCUGGAUCUAAAGCAGGUUAGUGGUAUUUAUUUUCACAUUUUAAAUUAUUUUUUACCGGUAAUAAAUCUAAGGAGUGUUUAUUCGAGUGCACAUAGAUUCUAG